Caenorhabditis briggsae is the source of this 1194-nucleotide messenger RNA. RefSeq names its product Protein CBR-PYP-1 (gene Cbr-pyp-1). Gene Ontology annotation, cellular component: cytoplasm. The coding region runs from base 1 to 1194 and encodes 397 amino acids. The transcript is spliced from 6 exons. Gene Ontology annotation, biological process: phosphate-containing compound metabolic process. The record is from RefSeq and is a predicted model, not a curated record. Gene Ontology annotation, molecular function: inorganic diphosphate phosphatase activity; magnesium ion binding. Lineage: Eukaryota; Metazoa; Nematoda; Chromadorea; Rhabditida; Rhabditidae.
AUGGGCCUCGUGUUGAUUGCCAAACGAAACAAGCCGUUGAUCGCGAUGAUGUCUGCGAUACUCUUCACUGCCGCUCUGUAUUUUGCCACGAGGUAUGUUUUAUCUAUUCUAUUCAUGGUAGCAGCAAUACACACCUCUUCAAUGGAUUCUGGCAGUGAAACGGUGCAAUUUUCGUCGCCUCGCGGUAGCUUGACAACUGCUUUCUCUUCCUCGUCUUCUGGAGCGCAACGAAAAAUGUCGGCAAACUCGGAGAGGAGUUUACACACCAGGCCCUUGGCGGAUACUGCUGUCAUCCAUAAGACUCAAUCAUCCAAAAUGAGCACUGGAGCCGGAGAUUCCCCAGUCUAUCAAGCCGUUGAGCGUGGAUCUUUGUACAGCUUGGAUUAUAGAGUAUUCAUUAAGGGACCUCAAGGAAUCGUUUCUCCAUGGCACGACAUUCCAUUGUUCGCUGACAAAGAAAAGUCAGUCUACAACAUGAUUGUUGAAAUUCCUCGCUGGACUAAUGCCAAAAUGGAAAUGGCCACCAAAGAACCAUUCUCACCAAUCAAACAAGACGAGAAGAAAGGAGUUGCCCGUUUCGUUCACAACAUUUUCCCACACAAGGGAUACAUCUGGAACUACGGAGCUCUCCCACAAACCUGGGAAGAUCCAAACCACGUUGUUCCAGACACCGGAGCUAAGGGAGAUAAUGAUCCAAUUGAUGUUAUUGAGAUUGGAUCAAAGGUCGCCGGGCGUGGAGCUGUUCUCCAAGUGAAAGUCCUCGGAACAUUGGCACUGAUUGAUGAGGGAGAGACUGAUUGGAAGUUGGUUGCUAUCGAUGUCAACGACGAGAACGCUGACAAGUUGAAUGAUAUCAACGACGUCGAAAAAAUCUACCCUGGACUUUUGGCGGCCUCCGUUGAAUGGUUCAGAAACUACAAAAUUCCAGCCGGAAAGCCAGCUAACGAAUUCGCUUUCAAUGGAGAAUUCAAAAAUCGCGAGUACGCAGAGAAAGUUAUCGCCGAAACUAACGAGUUCUGGAAGGCUCUGAUGAAGGAAGCCUCUCCAGCUCUUAACACCGUUUCUCGUGUUCCUGAAGCUGUUCAUCAAGCAACAGAUGACUCCGCCGCGGCCGCCAUCGCAGCAACUCCUGAGCAUGGACCGUCCGUUGCUCUUCCAGGAGACGUCGACAAGUGGCAUUUCGUUCAGGGAUGA